Messenger RNA from Esox lucius (northern pike), 3083 nucleotides. Its product is annotated as protein mono-ADP-ribosyltransferase PARP3. Lineage: Eukaryota; Metazoa; Chordata; Actinopteri; Esociformes; Esocidae. The transcript is spliced from 11 exons. The coding region runs from base 81 to 1742 and encodes 553 amino acids. Gene Ontology annotation, molecular function: NAD+ poly-ADP-ribosyltransferase activity. The record is from RefSeq and is a predicted model, not a curated record. Gene Ontology annotation, cellular component: site of double-strand break.
UUGAAAUGGCAGUUGAGCAUGAGUGACAGUAGAGGGUACAUACAGCGAUGAAGGACACUGUGUGGACGAAGAUCUUCUGAAUGACAGUCUUUCAUUUGGAAUUCCUCCGUGUGUGCUUUAUAGGUACUGGGCAUAGAGAAAUAAUGGCACCGAAAAGAAGGGCUACCUCAACCACUAAAGUGGAUCAAAAGAAGGUGAAGCAAGAGCCCGACACACCAAAGGAUGCCUUUACCUCUGCCAAAGAGGCUCUGAAGGCUGCAGGGCCCCAGGUCCAGGGGAAAAGGAAGGCUGAUGAGCAUUGCUGCCUGUCAGAGCAGCAUUCAGGAGUGGUUUAUGAAGAUUAUGACUGCAUGUUAAAUCAGACCAACAUUGGAAAUAACAACAACAAGUUUUAUGUUAUUCAAGUGUUGCAUAUACGUGCCUCUUACUACUGUUGGACCAGAUGGGGGAGAGUGGGAGAAACAGGCAAAUGGAACCUGUCACAACCCUCCGACAGCCCUGACAAAGCCAUCAAAGAGUUUGAGAAGAAGUUCAAAGACAAGACAAAGAACAGCUGGAAGGAGCGGGAGAACUUUGUGUCUCACCCUGGGAAGUACACCCUCAUAGAGGUGGAUGGGGACCAGGAUGCAGAGGUCAAGGUGGAUAUUGUUGACGGCAGCAUUACCAAGAGGCCUAAAAACAUUCUGCCCUGCACCCUGGACAACCCCACACAAAAGCUCAUCCAACUCAUCUUCAGCAAUGACAUGUUUAAAGAGGCAAUGGAGUGCAUGAACCUGGACAUAAAGAAGAUGCCUUUGGGGAAGCUGAGCAAGCUGCAGAUUGCUAAGGGCUUUGAGGUGCUGGAGGAGAUUGAUGGAGCCAUGAAAGAACGCAAGACCAGCAGGACCAAAUUGGAAGAGCUAUCCUCCAAGUUUUUCACCACUAUCCCACACAACUUUGGGCGUAACCGGCCCCCGGUCAUUGACAGCUCUGAGAUUGUGGAUAAGAAGAAGGAGAUGCUUCUGGUGCUGGCUGAUAUAGAGAUUGCCCAGAACCUGAAAGCUGAGACUGAAAAAUUCCAGGAGGAGAUGGAGGUGGAGAAAGUACCUCAUCCACUGGACCAGAACUAUCUGUCUCUCAACUGCAAACUCGGUCUACUACAAAGAGAUACUCAGGAAUUUAAGGUAAUUGAGAGCUACUUGAAGGCCACUGCACACAGUCACAGCCAGCCCAAGAUUGUUGAUGUCUGGGAGGUGGACAGAGAGACAGAGGCAGAGAGGUUCAGGGAGAACGAUCACCUGGACAACCGGCGUCUGUUGUGGCACGGUACCAACGUGGCGGUGGUGGCAGCCAUCUUGAAGGGCGGCCUGCGGAUUAUGCCCCAGUCAGGGGGCCGCGUGGGCAGGGGGAUCUACUUUGCCUCUGAGAACAGCAAGUCUUCAGCAUACGUGCAUACUUCAAAAAGCACAGGUGUGAUGUUUUUGAACGAGGUGGCAUUAGGGAAGGAGUACACCAUCACCAAGGACGACAGCUCCCUGACGAAGCCGCCUAUAGGCUACGACAGCGUGGUGGCUCGAGGACAGGUGGAGCCAGAUCCGUCCAGAGACAUCAUCCUGACUUUGGAUGGUAAGAAGGUGGCUGUGCCUCAGGGUGAACCCAUCAAUCAGCCCCAGUACAAGGACAGCUACUUCUGCAAUAGCGAGUACCUUGUCUACAGGGAGGACCAGUGUCGGAUCCGCUACCUGCUAGAGCUCAAGUUUUAACUGGAGACAAGCUCCCUGCUGAGGCACUACUGCCUUCUACAGGAGAGGGUCUUCAGCUCCUUCUCCAUGGUUGAGUAUGAACCGUAGUGAUGCAGGUUGUUGUUAGAGACUAAUGUCACUGACUACCAUGUUCUACCAACGUUCUGUUAUAUCCCAUACUUAUCUGUGCCUUAUCCUAUGCAGUAGCUUAACAGGCUAUGAGUUAACCUUCCACGGUCAAUUUUAUAAGCCAGCUGUUGACGGUUUUCCUCGUACCUUCAAAUUUGUUUUAUUAUUGUACUUUAAGACAUAAUUCAGGAUUGUCAAUGAUGCCCUCUCUACCCACCCCAGCGAUUUCUUGUCAAUGCAUGCGGUUUAAAGAAAGUGGUGUUUUAGGAAGUGGAAGUGGUAGUGCAUUGACUGGGAGUUAUCAUUGGCUCAUAGAACUGCCUCUAAAGUCCUUCAUUUUGCACACAGACAUAUAGUUACACAUGGUAUCCAUACAAUAAUUUGACUAUGGGAAAGUAGGCUUAUGAUUGUAUGACAAGGCCUUUUCAAUUAUACAGUUUUUUGUUGUUAGAGGGAUAUUCAGUUCACCAAUACUACAUGCUAAGUGUGAAUACUGUUCGUUUAUUAAUACACAGCAGCACCUACCUAUAUUUUCUGCACUAUAUCUGUUAAAUGUAGAUAUUUUCUACUCUACUCUAAAAAUACUGUCUAUAUUCACGCGCCAUAGAUGGGCAAAAUGUAUUGUACGUUUCUGUAUCAAAAAUGAUGCAUGCAACAGAAGUCAAUGCACUAGAAAUGUGCUGUAUAGGCAUGAAGAGAAAGUUCUGAUGAAGGGGAUUGAUUGCAAGGAGGAUUGCUGUGUUCUGUUUAUGUAUAAAGAACUUUGGAAUUGGUAGCAUUGUUUUAUGGAGAUCAUGCAGCUUUGUCAAUGUAGAAUCCCGUGACCAUGUCAUUGUGUUACCUAGCAAGCCUCCCAAAGUGCCUUUGGUUUUGAUCAAUGUGCUUUUUUGAGUAUUUGGAGUGUCACAUUCCUGGCCUGAUUCCAUGAUCAGUUCUGCCUUCAAGCCCAAUCGGGAACCCCCAACACGUAAACAAUUUUGUAUAAGUUUGGUUAAAAGUCAAAAGUCAACUGGACCUUGGGACCAUCUGGCAAUUAGGUGAAUGUAACAUUUAAUUACAUUUGUUUUCUCAAGGGUUAUCUGAUUCAUUACUGACUCUUGUCAGCUUGUUUAUUCCCUACAUCUUUCCUUUUGCUUUGUCAUUUGAAUGUAAUCUGAAUGUAACUGAGCUUUUUGCACCUGAUCUACUUACUAGAUUUCAUGAUACAAGCUCAAUAAACUAAAUGACACUUAA